AUGUGGCCUGUGGCGGUCCACCUACCUAUUCUUCUGCUGAUGAUAUCUGCUGACAGAAGUACGAGGAUGCUGGGCGAUAACUUCAAAAGACAUGUUCUGCGAGCUGCAAGGCUUUUCGAACAACUAGAAGAGGUGAGAAGAAGAGGCGGUCUACAGAUUGGGCCCAAUGAUCAUCACCAGACCAUGGACUCUGCGUCACAACACGGACUUCGAUGCCAACACAACCCCAAUCAAACAUCACUUUCCGCACCUGGUACGAAGUCACUUUUCAGGAACAGGUAUUCAUCAAAGCGCCAAGAUCGAUUGCGACCCGCGACGCGACUCCCACGCUGCUCUGUGAGACCAUAG
Molecule: messenger RNA, 348 nt
Organism: Pseudocercospora fijiensis CIRAD86
Lineage: Eukaryota; Fungi; Ascomycota; Dothideomycetes; Mycosphaerellales; Mycosphaerellaceae
Exons: 4
Coding region: 1-348 (115 amino acids)
Source: RefSeq, a predicted model, not a curated record